Xyrauchen texanus (razorback sucker) is the source of this 2680-nucleotide messenger RNA. RefSeq lists its product as uncharacterized. The record is from RefSeq and is a predicted model, not a curated record. The transcript has 12 exons. Lineage: Eukaryota; Metazoa; Chordata; Actinopteri; Cypriniformes; Catostomidae. The coding region runs from base 79 to 906 and encodes 275 amino acids.
CUCCUCUCGUCUUUUACUGUCAGUCAUCAUUCACUCAUCUGUGUGUGUGCAUCAAGACCUUUCCUCUGGUGAUUCAGGAUGAAUACAACAACAGAGACCACUGAUCAAGGUGUAUACAACAGCAAACCUUAUCCCCCAUCUAGGCCAGUCAAAAACCACUCACAUGGGAGAGGGUCUCGCCCUGAUUGGUUGCUCUACACAAUUCCUGCAUCAGCCUUCAUCAUUGGAGUUGUUCUGUUCGCCUUUGUCUGCAAAACACAACGACGCAGGAAGUCAUGUGCGGUGCAGAGGACACACACAAAUGGACACUUAGCGACUCACUCUGGGAAGGGUACGCAGGGGCAUAUCCAGAGCGAUGACAUUAAUAUGAAGGACGAGACGCAGUCUUAUGAGAAUGUGGAGGCAGCUAUCUACAACAAUCAAGAUAAAGUCACAUAUUAUUGUCCUGAAGAUCAAGAUUACCUUACACCUGAUGCAUUGGGAGAAGAGGAAGGGGUGGGGCCAGAGACACAUCAGCACACCCUACAGGUGCCUACAAAUUUGACAGAUACAGAUGGAGAGUCGUAUGAGAACAUGGAGGGAUGUUUGUAUGCUCAACCACGCAAAUGCUCACGGCAACUCAAACACACCACUGAAGUGGAAGAGCAAUAUGGAGUCAUGGAUGAUUCAAACAUUCCCUGUAAAGACUUCUUAGGAGCCCAUGACACCACAGAGGAUGACUAUAUCAAUCCUGAUGAAGAUGCACAAAAAGAUCUUGCUAUGGGCCACACAGACACGGAGUCGUAUGAAAUGAUGGCUGGACCAGACUUUCCAUUUGACGGCACAGAGGACGAUUCAUAUGAACAGAUGAAUGGAAUCCCAGUGCCGUACCAGAGAGAGAUGGACGGAUUGAGAGAGGGUGAAUGACAGACGGAGAGAGAAAGAGGAGAACAGCAAUACAGUAUUAUAGUGUGAGAACAAUACGAGAGGGAGAGAGUGUUUUUUCUGAGAUGAAAACUUUGAAACCGCUACAGAAUGAAUAGGAAUUUUUGAGGAAUUGCUGAAAAACAAACAUUGGAGUCAACAUGGGUCCUAUAUUAAUUUAGUAAGAAAUAUCUCAGUCGUAUUGUGCAUAAUUCACCAGUGCAUUUAUUUGAAAGAAAAUGUCUUUUUUUGGUAAUCUUUCAACAUAAUGUAAUCAUGUCACAUUGCAUAGGUUAAAAGCGUUGUGAAUGCCAUUUCAUGUCUUCAAACUGCCUUCAGUCAGUGCAGAACAUAUAUUAUAUACAGUGCCUUGCAAAAGUAUUCAGACCCCUGACCAAUUAUCUCAUAUUACUGAAUUACAAAUGGUGCAAUGAAAUUUAAUUUUAAAACACUGGAACUCAAGAUCAAUUAUUGUUAGGUGACAUUGGUUUUAUGUUGGGAAAUGUAUAAAAAAGAAAAACUGAAAUAUCUUGUUUGCAUUAGUAUUCAACCCCUGUGCUGUGGAAGCUGCCAGGUUACACCGAUGAAAGAAAUUGCCCUAAAGAGGACACGAUUACUUUAAAGUUGCAAUCUCAUUUUCUGGAUAAAAACCCCAUCGUUGAAGGAUCAUUGGUUAGGCUGUGGAUCUGAAGGAAAAUGAAGACCAAAGUGCAUUCCACAGAAGUUAGAGAUAAAGUAAUAAAUAUGCAUUGAUCAGGCAAAGGGUACAAAAUAUUAUCCAAAUGUUUGGAUAUCCCAGUGAGCACAGCUGGAUCAAUAAUCAGGAAGUAGAAGCUGCACCACACCACCCAGGCACAGCCAAGAAAAGGCCGUCCCUCAAAACUCAGCGCUCUAACAAAAAGUAGUCUUGUGAGAGAAGCCACAGAGAGGCCAACAAUCACUUUGAAGGAGCUACAGAGUUCAGUGGCUGGGAGUGGAGUAAUGGUGCACCAGUCAACCGUAUCAAGAGCACUGCAUAAUGCUGGCCUGUAUGGGAGGGUGGCAAGAAAGAAGCCAUUACUUAAAAAGUACCAUCUGCAAGGAGUGACCCAGCUGCGAUGUGGGAGGUUUUGUGGUCAGAUGAGACCAAGAUAGAGCUUUUUGGCCAAAACUCAAAAGCACUAUGUGUGGUGCAAACAUAACUUCCUGUGCCUCAAGACACACCAUCCCUACAGUGAAGUAUGGUGAUGGCAGCAUCAUGUUGUGGGGAUGCAUCUCAUCAGCAGGGACUGGGUGUCUGGUUACAAUUAAAGGAGGAAUGGAUGGAGCAAAAUAUAGAGAACCUGCUUCAGUCACUAAAAAACUGAAGCUUGGGGGGAAAUUCACCUUUCAGCUUGACAAUGAUCCCAAACACAAGGCACAGUUUUUUAUUUUUCAUAAAAAUAUUUCCCAACCAAAAAAAAACAAUGUCACUUUACAAUAACUGAUUUUGAGUUCCAGUGUUUUAUAAUUAAAUUUCGUUGCACCAUUUGUAAUACAGUAAUAUGAGAGAAUUGGUCAGGGGUCUGAAUACUUUUGAAAGGCACUGUAUAUAGCAUAUUAUAUUCAUAAAAGUUCCUUGAUUUGUAGAAGAUUUCUGUCAUGUUUCAGAUCAUUUAUUUUGCAAAUGCUUACAGGUUUAUUGUCAAUGACACACAAAACCAAACUAUGUGCAACUGGGACGUGUACGGUUUUGCAUGUUUAAAAACCAAAACAAAGACACAAAGCAGAAGUCCAUAGAUCUAUUAAAUACAUUACA